Molecule: messenger RNA, 984 nt
Organism: Nicotiana tabacum (common tobacco)
Lineage: Eukaryota; Viridiplantae; Streptophyta; Magnoliopsida; Solanales; Solanaceae
Source: RefSeq, a predicted model, not a curated record
AUGCCGCCAUACUUGAAAAUAUAUGAUGGGACCACGGACCCAGAGGAUCACCUAAUCCACUAUGUUACUAUAGUAAAGGGCAAUGAUAUGUCAAAAGAACAGGUACCGUCUGUGCUGUUAAAAAGGUUCGGUGAAACUCUGACAGGGGGAGCAUUGACAUGGUACUCCCAGCUACGUGCGCGAUCAAUAUCGACGUUCGAAGAGAUGGCAGAAAAGUUCGCCACCGCUCAUGCAGAAGCGAAGAAGGCCGAAGCUAGGGUCAACGAUAUCUUCGUCGUUAGAAGGGAUGGCAGUAGCAGCCUUUCAAAAUGGGUUAAACAGGAACAGAUCAAAGGCGACCAAAAAAUUGCUCAGCAGACUCAUGAAGUACCCCCUACCACAUGGGAAGAAAUCCACAAUGCCUAUUGCGCCGAGGUAAGGGCAGAUGAAGACGACCUGAAUGGGCCAUUUCAGCGACUAACAUCGGUUCAGACCGAGACAAGGAGAGAUCGACGUAAUGAUGGGCGAAGAGAUCAACCACCAUGUUUCAACCGGGAAAGGCAUCAGCCCUAUAUCCGUACAUCCAACCCGCCCCCUCCACGACAUGCGGACACCGUGCCACGGCACACUGCACCCCUCCGAAGCAAAAGAGGUAUGGCCCCACUGCUAUCUGCUCAUAAUUUUUGUGUUUCCCCUUCAGAGAUAGUGUACGCACUGGAGAAGCUGGUCACGAAGGUACAGUGGCCGCAAAAAAUGAAAUCAGACCCAAGCACCAGGAGGUCCAACGUCCUCUACGAAUUCCACCAAGAAAGAGGACAUAAGACUGAGGAUUGCAUAGGUCUGCGACAAAAAGUAGUUAGGAUGUUGAACCAAGGGUACCUGAAAGAACUACUGAGCGGUAAAGGAAGAGCCAACUUCGCUCGAGGACGUGACCCAUCUCAAGGACUUCCAAAGCCACCAUCGCCGAGCGCGAACCAUACAAAUGAUCAUUGGCGGUGGCGAUGA